Molecule: messenger RNA, 615 nt
Organism: Striga asiatica
Lineage: Eukaryota; Viridiplantae; Streptophyta; Magnoliopsida; Lamiales; Orobanchaceae
Source: the annotation of a GenBank genome assembly
AUGGUUUUGGGUGUGAUUGCACUGAUUGGUUGGGGUUCAACAAGCAUUAACACCUUUUGUGCUAUUUUGUUCAAGUGUUCUGUCAUGACUGACGAGUGGACAAGAUUUUUUAAGAUCAUUCUUGAGACACAAAUAAGUUCCCUGACUUUUGAAGGACGUGAGUAUGAAGGAACUCUGAAAAUGGUGGAUAAUCAGCCGACCUUGGUCGAAGGAUGGGAUGCUUACAUUCAGGCAGAAUACAUUGAAAUACAUUACAUUCUGUUUUUCAAGAGAAUCAACAAUUUCCAUUUCAAAAUUAUGGUGACGGACAAAACUGGUUGUGAAAGAACACCGGUUUAUAAAGUUGAUGUAAUUCAUGGUAAUGGCAAGAGAUUGUUGCAAAACGGUGGUGUUCGACAAUUUGCGAUUGAUAGUGGCAUUUUGGUUGGUUCUUCAUGCAUGUUCACCCACGUCGGACCACUCAACCCGGAUAAAGUGAUUAAGUUCAGGCUACCAAGUUACCUUCCACAUGUUCAAGAUUUCCUUAUGAUUGCCGCAAUCACCCAUACUGAGCUCAGAAUACCUUCAGUGCUUAUUGAUGUUGUUGUAGACUUCUUUGACAGAGAAAAUGCCUGA